CCUCUCUUCAGUUUCCUCCAACCUUCUUCUUCUUCUCUGAACAAACAAAAAAAGAUCUGUUUCAAUGGCGGAUCGUGUUAAAGGUCCAUGGAGUCAAGAAGAAGAUGAGCAGCUACGUAGGAUGGUGGAGAAAUACGGUCCGAGGAAUUGGUCGGCGAUUAGCAAAUCGAUUCCAGGUCGAUCUGGUAAAUCGUGUAGAUUACGGUGGUGUAAUCAGUUAUCCCCGGAGGUUGAGCAUCGUCCUUUCUCGCCGGAGGAGGAUGAGACUAUUGUAACGGCUCGUGCUAAGUUUGGUAACAAAUGGGCGACGAUUGCUCGUCUUCUCAACGGUCGUACGGAUAACGCCGUUAAAAAUCACUGGAACUCGACGCUUAAGAGGAAAUGCAGCGGAGGUGUGGCGGCGGUGACGGCGAUGACGGUGACGGAGACGGAUGAGGAGGAGGAUCGGCCGAAGAAGAGGAGAUCUGUUAGCUUUGAUUCUGCUUUUGCUCCGGUGGAUACUGAGAGUCCUAAUGGAUUCGAUGUUAGUGAUUCAAGCACGAUUCCGUCUCCGUCGUCUCCGGUUGCUCAGCUUUUUAAACCAAUGCCGAUUUCCGGCGGAUUCUCCGGUGUUCCCCCUCCGCCGUUACCGGUUGAAAUGUCUUCGUCUUCUGAGGAUCCGACGACUUCGUUGAGUUUGUCACUACCUGGAGCUGAGAACACGAGUUCGAGCUACAUCAACAACAUCAACAACAACAACAACGCGUUGAUGUUUCCGAGAUUUGAGAGUCAGAUGAAGAUUAAUGUAGAGGAGAGAGGAGGAGGAGAAGGACGUAGAGGUGAGUUUAUGACGGUGGUGCAAGAGAUGAUUAAAGCUGAAGUGAGGAGUUACAUGGCGGAGAUGCAGAGAACGAGUGGUGGUGGAUUCGUCGUCGGAGGUUUUAGGGAUUGUGGAAUAAUAACACCUAAGGUUGAGUAGGUUUUGGACUUUGGUUUAGGAACUCGAAUCGAUUGGGGAUUUUCAAAAGCAUUCAUUUUUGGGUUUAUGGUUAAAUAAAUUAUAAAAAAAAUGUACAGAGGAAUUAAAAUUUCUAUGGAAUAAUCUUAAAUCUCAAAUGUCUCUCUUUUGUUA
Arabidopsis lyrata subsp. lyrata is the source of this 1111-nucleotide messenger RNA. RefSeq names its product transcription factor MYB44. Bases 65 to 958 code for a protein of 297 amino acids. Gene Ontology annotation, biological process: regulation of DNA-templated transcription. Lineage: Eukaryota; Viridiplantae; Streptophyta; Magnoliopsida; Brassicales; Brassicaceae. Gene Ontology annotation, cellular component: nucleus. The transcript has a single exon. Gene Ontology annotation, molecular function: RNA polymerase II cis-regulatory region sequence-specific DNA binding; DNA-binding transcription factor activity, RNA polymerase II-specific. The record is from RefSeq and is a predicted model, not a curated record.